UGGAAAGGUAGUAUGAAAGUAGGACCGAGAUUCCUCUUUGAUUCAAUGUGGAAGAUAGACUAUAGCACCCAGGGGGCACUUUCGUCUGCAAGCAGCAACUAAGUGCGUGCAACCAAGGAGCUUGCAGCAGCAACUUACCUUUCCCUUUUAUAAAUUGCAGCAUAUCAAUAGUACAAAAAUCAGACCACGCAGCCUAUUGAAGAAGUAGCACAACAUGUGUGACACACCGAGAAGGCUCCUAGCCAUUGUUGCCGUGGCCUCUCUUUUGAACUUCACUGCCGCUGCUUCUUCUUCUUCCUCAUCUAACACCGACGACUUACAAACGCUCCUUUGCUUGAAGCUCCAUCUCUCCAGCAGCCCUGCUGCCAGCAGGCGUCUUGGCUCAUGGGCACAGAACAGCUCCCUCCAUUUCUGCAGCUGGCCCGGCGUCACUUGCAGCAACGAGUCUCAUGUCGUCGCACUGGACCUCGAGAAGUCCAGCCUCGAUGGCCAGAUACCACCCUGCAUCGCCAACCUCACCCUCCUCUCAAGAGUCCACUUCCCGGGCAAUCUGCUUAGCGGCCACAUUCCGGCGCAGCUUGGUGACCUCAGCAGGUUGACCUACCUUAACCUCAGCUACAAUAGCCUCACCGGUUCAAUCCCCAGCACCCUGUCUUCCACCACAUCCCCCCAGCUCCAGGUGAUUGAUCUUGGCAACAACCAGCUCACUGGAGACAUCCCAGAAACACUCGGGGCGCUCCGCAACCUCUCUGUUCUACGCCUUGCUCGCAACAGCUUGACAGGCCACAUUCCCCUCUCGCUCGGAAGCAGCGGAUCUUCCCUUGUCUCCGUGAUUCUCACAAACAAUUCCCUCACGGGACCCGUGCCGCCGGCCCUUGCUAGCAGCUCAUCUCUUCAGGUGCUGGACCUGGUAAGAAACAACCUCGACGGAGAGAUCCCUGCUGCCCUCUUCAACAGCACAUCGCUCCAGAGACUAGCCCUUGGAUGGAACAACUUUGCGGGGUCUAUACCAGCUGUUUCAAAUGUCGACUCGCCCCUGCAGUCUCUCAUAUUGUCGGUGAAUAACCUUGCAGGCACCAUACCUUGGACUCUGGGUAAUUUCUCUUCCCUUCAGACGCUCCUUCUUGCGGCCAACAGUUUACAAGGAAGCAUCCCUGCGAGCAUAGGAGAGAUCCCAAACUUGCAAGUACUAGACAUGUCUUACAACCGCUUGUCGGGGACUGUCCCAUCCUCCCUAUACAACUUGUCUUCACUCACUUACCUUAGCUUAGCUGUCAACGAUUUCAUUGGGGGCAUUCCAUUUGACAUCGGGUACACCCUUCCAAGCAUCCAAAUUCUCAUCUUGCAAGAAAAUAACUUCCAGGGCAAAAUCCCUCUAUCUCUAGCCAAUGCGACAGAUUUUGUGUCCAUUAACCUAGGGGCUAAUGCAUUUCAUGGUGUUAUCCCUUCUUUUGGGUCCCUUCCUGCCUUAAAUGACCUGAUUCUGGCAAGUAACCAGCUCGAAGCUGGAGACUGGUCAUUCCUCUCCUCGUUGGCAAAUUGCACACAGCUGCAGGUCUUGUCUUUGGGAACCAACAUGAUGCAAGGGAAUCUGCCGAGUUCAGUUGGUAGCCUUGCAAACAGCCUGCAGGCUUUGGUGCUGCACGCAAAUAUGAUAUCUGGAAGCAUACCACCGGAGAUAGGAAACCUCACAAACCUCGCAUAUAUUAGGAUGGAGCAGAAUCAGUUUGCUGGCGAUCUCCCCGACGCGAUCGGAAACCUUGCAAACCUGACUUUCCUAAACCUGUCACGGAACAGGCUUUCAGGACGGAUUCCACUUUCAAUAGGCAAACUCCGCCAGCUGAACAAACUCCUCUUGCAAGAUAAUAAUCUCAGCGGGCCCAUUCCCAGGACGCUGGGUGAUUGUAACGGUUUAAUCACUCUCAACCUUUCAUGCAACGCCUUGAAUGAGAGCAUACCAAAAGAGCUCUUCUUCCUUGACUCCUUAUCAGAAGGUCUCGAUUUGUCCCACAACCAGCUUUCUGGGCAGAUUCCACAGGAGAUAGGUGGCUUGAUCAACAUAGGCCGACUGAAUUUUUCCAACAACUAUCUUUCUGGGCACAUUCCAACUGCUCUAGGCUCUUGUGUCCGCUUAGAGUUCCUACGCCUGGAGUCCAACUCUCUUGAUGGCAGAAUUCCGGGAUCUUUCAUCAAUUUGAGAGGUACAGUGCAAAUUGAUCUAUCACGAAACAACUUGAGUGGUGAAAUUCCAAACUUUUUUCAGUCCUUCAAUUCUUUGAGGCUCCUGAACUUGUCCUUCAACGACCUUGAGGGUCAAAUGCCACAAGGGGGGAUAUUUCAGAAUUCUAGUGAGGUAUUUGUCCAAGGGAACACGAUGUUAUGCUCUAGUUCCCCAAUGUUACAACUCCCACUUUGCGUUGCAUCAUCCAGAGACCGUCGCACUCGGCGCAAUCUAAUGAUAACUGGGAUUAGUGUGGCGGCUGUUGCGUUGGUUGCUUUCUCAUUUGUAGUAUUUAUUCUGGUGAAGAGGAGUAAGAGGUCCAAACAGUCAGAUAAUCCAUCAUUCACAGAGAUGAAGAGCUUCUCAUAUGCUGAUUUAGUCAAAGCAACAAAUGGUUUCUCUCAAGACAACUUGGUUGGCUCGGGGGCAUAUGGAGCAGUAUAUAAAGCUGUACUUGAGUCUGAAACAAUUGGAGUGGUUGCUAUCAAAGUUUUCAAGCUUGAUCAACUAGGAGCACCAAAAAGCUUCAUUGCUGAGUGUGAAGCCUUUAGAAACACUCGUCAUCAUAAUCUGGUAAGAGUAAUUUCGGUAUGCUCAACAUGGGACAACAGAGGGAAUGACUUCAAAGCUCUUAUCAUUGAAUACAUGGCUAACGGAACCCUAGAGAGCUGGAUUUAUUCAGAAACAAGAAGACCGUUGAGUUUGGGCUCCAGAGUAACAAUAGCAGUGGACAUAGCUGCUGCAUUGGACUAUUUACAUAACAGUUGCAUCCCCCCCAUGGUACAUUGUGAUUUGAAGCCUAGCAACGUGCUUCUAGAUGAUGUCAUGGGUGCCCGUCUCAGUGACUUUGGAUUAGCUAAGUUCCUUCAAAGUAAUAAUUCUUCAAGUAUUGCUUCUUCUACAAGCUUAGCAGGACCAAGAGGAUCAAUUGGAUACAUUGCACCAGAGUAUGGCAUUGGGAACAAGAUCUCAACAGGAGGCGAUGUCUACAGCUAUGGAAUUAUCAUCCUAGAAAUGCUCACGGGUAAACGGCCAACAAAUGAGUUGUUUAAUAAUGGUCUGAGCCUUCAGAAAUUUGUGGGAAGUGCAUUUCCUGAAAAGAUUGGUGAGAUACUUGAUCCGAGUGUCAUCGCAAAUUUCAGAGAUGAAGGCGUUCACAGUAGCAUAGACCAUGGAGAGCAUGCAACAGUGGGAAUGCCCAGCUGCAUUACGCAACUUGUUAAGCUUGGCCUCUCAUGCUCUAUGGAGACACCAAAAGAUCGACCGGCAAUGUCGGACGUUUACGCAGAAGUGUCCGCAAUCAAACGGGAAUAUUCAGCACUGAACCUUAAGUAGGUCACUUUUAAUUUUUUGCUCGCACGCAUGUUCUGAGAGAGUUGUAGACUUGUAGUCUAUGCUUAGUUUGCUCAAUGUGACUCCUGAGAAGUCUUUAGGUUGGGGUUCGUCGAAAUUUUGCUGUACUGCUAGUAGACAUGUCAUCAAGAAAAAUAUCAGCAAUCCAAUCCACUGUCUGAUAAAGUGCGGAAGAAAUACGCUGUCGGUCUGCAGCGUAAGGAUGACAUUGUCUGAUAUAUCCUUUUUUUUCGAGGUUGAGUCUGAUAUAUCCUGAAUGUGUUAUAUUAUACUACAAUAGUAACAAAUUAAGAUGGACAGCUGGUGAUUGCAAUUGCAAACAGGGGGUGCUACCCUGUUGUUCAGUCUGAUGAUUGUGGCUAGCAAUUGUGCUCUGUGUGCCUCACGAGAGAUCACUAGCAAUGAUGGUG
This is a messenger RNA of Lolium perenne, 3984 nucleotides long. RefSeq lists its product as uncharacterized. Gene Ontology annotation, biological process: protein phosphorylation. NCBI's taxonomy places the organism in Eukaryota, Viridiplantae, Streptophyta, Magnoliopsida, Poales, Poaceae. The record is from RefSeq and is a predicted model, not a curated record. Gene Ontology annotation, molecular function: protein kinase activity; protein binding; ATP binding.